ACUAACAUCUGCCCAAAAAUCAAAAGUUACAUUGUCUCUUUUUACAACCGUGGCUUUAUUUGCUAUAUUUACUGUUGCCGCACCACCAUUUUUACCAUGCCCUGUUCUUGAUGAUGCACAACGCAGGGCAUUAUUGGAACAACGUCUUAAAGCAGCAAAGCUUGAAAAAUCUAGUAAAAGAAAAAUAGUGGUGAUGCCAAGAAAUAAAAAUGAUAUCACUGGAAAGUAA
This is a messenger RNA of Scutellospora calospora, 229 nucleotides long. Lineage: Eukaryota; Fungi; Glomeromycota; Glomeromycetes; Diversisporales; Gigasporaceae. The record is from the annotation of a GenBank genome assembly.